CCGGAAGGCGCGGGGCGGGUCGCGGUUCUGGUUCCGGGCGAUGGCGGCGGAGCGGCCGCUGGCAGCGGGCCCGAGCUGCGCCGCCGGCCCGCAGUGAGCAGCGGAGCGGGGCGAUGAGCGGCCGGCGCUGAGCCAGCGGAGAUGGACGCGGAGGCCACCAUCCCCAUCUGGCAGAACAAGCCCCAUGGCUCGGCUCGCAGCGUGGUCAGGAUGAUCGGCUCCAACCUCCCCCUGAAGCCCUGUCCCAGGGCCACCUUCGAGGUCCUGCCCAGCGUCUCAGAUCUGUACUUGGGUGACGUGCCCCCCGUGCCCACCCUGGCUGACAUCGUGUGGAUCGCAGCGGACGAUGAGGAGACCUACGCCAGGGUCAGGAGUGACACUCGCCCGCUGAAGCACAAGUGGAAGCCGAGUCCCUUCACGGUGAUCCAGAGAAACGCCUCGGUGCCCAACCUGAGGAAGCAGGAGGAGAAGCUGCUGGCCCUGAAGAAACCUGGUUUGCCAGCCCUGAGCAGGACCACGGAGCUGCAGGAUGAGCUGAGCCACCUGCGGAGCCAGAUCGCCAGGAUCGUGGCUGCGGAGUCAGCCUCGGCCCAGCUGACCCCAGAUCUGUUAUCCCCAGGGAGCUCGAACGCCUCUUCUCCUGUGCACUGCUUUGGUCCCUCCUUCCAGUCCACCACGUCCUUCGUGAUCAGCGACAUCACGGAGGAGGAGGCGGAGCUGGAGAGCCCCGAGGAGCCGCCCUCGGUGGCCGAGCUGCCCCCGCUCUGCUCCGCCCCCGAGGGCCGGCCCGAGCCCCGGGACCCCGAGCAGGAGGACUCCGUGUCCCUUUCCAAGGCCAGCAGCUUCGCUGACAUGAUGGGAAUUCUCAAAGACAUCCAUAGGAUGAAGCAGAGCAAAGAUUUGAGCCGCCCUUCCCUGAAGGAGGAGGACCCGGCCGUGCUGAUCGCCGAGGUGCUCAGGAGGAAGUUUGCCCUGAAGGACGAGGACCUGGCCCUGAAGGAGAAGUGACGCUGCUGCUCUUGGCUCUGCCAGCAGAGCUGCUGCUCCCAAAAGCUCCUCGCAAGGACUGAGCCUCUUUAUUGAUCACACGUGCUUUGUGCAGCGGCCGCUCCGAUAGGAAAUGGGAUUUGGUGUGUUCUCCGUGCGUUGUCCUAUUUAAGAAAAACCUUUCUGAGAAGAUGGAAGCUCUUUUCCAGCUGUGUUUUGGUGUUGGUGCCUGUGAGGAUCUCCUGGAGUGCUGCUGGAUGAGGCCCUUUGCACCUGCCCUUUCCCUUAGGUUCCAGCUGAGCUGCAAGGACAGACCCGGCUCCCGUUCCCAGGAGGACCAGGACAGACCCCAGCCCUUCACCCGAGCGUGGCGCGGAGCUGCUGAGCUCCCGAGUGCCUCCAGGGCUCUGCUGGACCACGGUGGGAAAGGGAUUUUACUGCCCUGGCUCGGGGCUGAGGGGUUUCUGUGCCCUGGGUGUUCCUUCUCUCCCCCAUCAGCCACAGUUGCAUGACAGAAUGGCCUUAUCUGAAUGUCCCCUCGGCAGCCCCUGGCCCCAGCCUGUGGUUCAUUGUUUCAUUGUUUUAUUGUUUUAUUAUUCCACCUCGAGCACCCCCAGCACCCAGGGCAGGAGCUUGGCCUUGGCUGUGGCUGCACUUGCCUCACCCAGAGCUCUCCCCAGCCCCACGCCCCCUGCGGUGCCCCCAUGGCUGGAUUGAAAAUAGGAUUUUUUUCCUUUCUAUAAAACGGAGCCUUAAUAAGA
Messenger RNA from Motacilla alba alba, 1748 nucleotides. RefSeq names its product mitochondrial fission regulator 1 like (gene MTFR1L). Gene Ontology annotation, cellular component: mitochondrion. The record is from RefSeq and is a predicted model, not a curated record. The transcript has 7 exons. NCBI's taxonomy places the organism in Eukaryota, Metazoa, Chordata, Aves, Passeriformes, Motacillidae. Gene Ontology annotation, biological process: mitochondrial fission; aerobic respiration. The coding region runs from base 142 to 1008 and encodes 288 amino acids.